AUGGAACAAGGUCUAAAUAAGACAGAUUCCUCUAAUCUCGAAUCGUUCCAUGACUAUCUAUUACAAGCAAACAAUAUACUAGCUGUUGUCGGAGCAGGUUUAUCAGCCUCGUCUGGUCUUUCAACUUUUAGAGGUGCUGGUGGUCUUUGGAGAAAUUUCUCAGCUAUAGAUUUAGCUACUCCUGAUGCUUUCCACUUUGAUCCUGGUCUAGUUUGGCAGUUUUAUAGUGCUAGAAGGUUUAAUGCCUUGAAGGCAAAACCAAAUAAAGGACAUUAUGCUUUAGCAGAGUUGAGUAAUCGCAAAGGAGGGAAUUUUUUAACUUUGACGCAAAAUGUUGAUGGUUUAUCAACCAGAGCUGGACAUUCUUCUGAUCAUUUGUUGGAACUACAUGGAAGUUUAUUUACAUUGAAAUGUACCAAUUUUUUUUGUAAUUAUGUUGAUAAAUACAAUAGAGAACAUCCAUUAACACCUGCAUUGGCUGGUUCUGAAGAUGAAAUUGGUAAGAAACGUAAAGCACAGGAUACUUCUGCUGAACAACAAAAGAAGAUGGCUAAACCUGAUGAUGCUCUUCAAAGAACUAGAAGUCAUACUUCUACGGUUUCAGCAACUUCAUCACCAGAUAUUAAACCUGUUGAUUCAAUUCCAGAAAAGGAUUUACCACAUUGUCCUGAAUGCAAAGAAGGUCUUUUGAGACCUGGAGUUGUUUGGUUUGGUGAAUCAUUACCGUUAAAAGCUGUUGAUCAAGCUGAUGAAUUUUUAAUGAAUAAUAAAGUUGAUUUGGUUUUGGUCAUUGGUACAAGUGGUAACGUUUGGCCUGCUAUGGGGUAUGUUGAAAGGGUUCAGAAAAAUGGUGGUAAAGUUGCAGUAUUCAAUACUGAAAUUGAUAAUAUAGAUCAAAUUAAAAAAGAACAUAAUUGGGGAUUUAUUGGUGAUGCAUCCAAAUGGUUACCAUUAGCAUUAGAACCUAUAAUUGGUAGUGAAUUCGUACCGAGAGAUUACAAAAGACGUUGA
Hansenula ciferrii is the source of this 1011-nucleotide messenger RNA. RefSeq names its product SIR2 family NAD-dependent protein deacylase. The transcript has a single exon. Lineage: Eukaryota; Fungi; Ascomycota; Saccharomycetes; Phaffomycetales; Wickerhamomycetaceae. The record is from RefSeq and is a predicted model, not a curated record. Bases 1 to 1011 code for a protein of 336 amino acids. Gene Ontology annotation, molecular function: NAD+ binding; protein-succinyllysine desuccinylase activity; protein-malonyllysine demalonylase activity.